AUGUGCGUUCAUGCCCACGAUCGUUCUUCCAAGGAAGCCGAGAAGGCCGCCAAGGCCGCGCAGUCGCCCGAGGCCACGGGAGGCGGCGCCGACGCUGCGCCAAAGGCCGCCGAGGAGGACAAGCAGAGCUACAAGCCGGGCGGGGGUGGCUUCUUCGCCAGACGCCAGGCCGAGACCUGCUUCCUGCCACCCGAGGGCGCCUCGAGCGACGCCGCGCCUGGGGCCGGCAGCGAGGCCUCGGGGGCGUCGGCCGAGGCGGGCGGCGUCGCCCGGCCCCCUGGCCGCGGGGGCUUCUUCGCCCGCUUCAACAAGGUCCGCGAGGGCGAGGCUGAGGCCGAGCCUGCGGCCGCGGCCAGCGGCUCCGCCGCCCCCGCCGACGCGGCGGGCGCCGCGGCCGGCAGCUCCGCCGAGCCCGCGCCCGCGGCGGGCGCGGCCGCCGCGGCGGGCGGAGCCUACCAGGCCGGCGGCGGCGGCUUCUUCGCCCGCAAGCGCGCGGCCGCGGCCGCGGCCGGCGUGGACGAGGGCGCGGCGCCGCAGGCGGCGCCCAAGCCCGCGGCGCGGCCGCCGAGGCUCUCGGACCUGCCGGUGCCGGCGCCGUCGGCGGAGCAGGCGGCCGCCAUCGCAGCCGCGGAGGCGCCGCUCGCAGGCGUGGCGGCGGUGAAGGCGGAGGAGACCUACCAGGCUGGCGGCGGCGGCUUCUUCGCUCGGCGUCGUGGAGCCGGCGCUGCCGCCAGCGGCAGCGGCGGCGGCGCGGCCGCCGGGGGGGGCAGCGAGCCGUCGGCGGCCGUGAAGAGCUUCUUCGGGAAGAAGACGGCGGAGGAGAAGGCCGCGGAGAAGGCCGCGGAGGAGAAGAAGGAGGCCGAGGAGAGGGCCGCGAAGGCUGCCGCCGCCGAGGAGGCAAAGGCGGCCGAGGAGGCCACCAGAAAGGCCGAGGCGGAGAAAGCUGCCGCGGCCAAGCAGGCCGCAGCCGAGAAGGCAGCCGCUGCAAGGGCAGCUAAGAUGGAGAUUCCCCCUGACAAGCUGGCGGCGCUACAGGUUCUCGGCCUCUCGGUCGAGGAAGGAGUAAAGAUGGGCAUCAUCCCGAAGGAGUGCCUGGAUCCGCCCACGGCCAGCGAGGAUGUCGACAAGGGGAAGCGAAAGUCAGACCUGGAGGAGCUCCGCAAGGCCAAGGCCGCGCGCUUCGCGGCCGCCAAGUCGGGGAGGGCCGAGGAGGCGAAGGGCCCCGCGGGACCCGCGGAGGACAACGCCUCCAAGGCUGUCGAGGUCUGCAGCGACGAGGCGCUGGUGGACGCGAUCAGCGCCUGCGUCGCCUUCGGCGCGGGCGCUUCUGGCGAGGCCCGCGUGCUCGCGGCACAGGCGUCGGACGCCGCGUACUUGGUGAGCGACGCCGUGUUCUGGGCCCUGCUGCGGAGGCUCUCCGUGGAGGUGGCCGCGCUGGAGAAGGACGCGAAGGACGUGACCGACUUCUGGGCCGCGGCGCCCAGUAGCGCUGAGGCGGCGGUGAAGUACGCCACGGAGAGAGGCUAUCUGCUCCCCGAGGGCCUCACGUCGCCCACCGCGGACUCCACGUGGAGGCGCGCCCUGCUCUCGGAGCUCGCGGCCGACCUCAUCUGCACCCGCCUGCGGGCCGGCCGGGGCUUCGACCUCCCCGCGCUUGCGGGCCCGGCCAGCGGAGACGGGAAGGGCUGGGUCGAGAAGCCCGCCGACGACUUGGAGGGCGUGGCGCAGGCGGUGGACACGAAGAGCAGCAUGAAACUCGCGGAGGAGCUCGUCGAGGCUCUGGUCAAGAGGGCGGCCGCAGCAGACGCCGACGCCUCAAAGCCCGUGGUCGAGCGCAUGGCCAAGGCCGCCGACGCCAUGUGCGCGCAAGGCGUACCUCCUGUGGACAGCUCCGCUGCCUCCACCGCGCCCGCCCUCGCAAGCAGCAACCUGUCGAUCAUGCAGGAGAUGGCCGUGAGGGAACAGGUUGAUGCAGUCCGCAAAGAGUACACGAUGCGCAGACAGAUUCUCUUGCGACGUAUGGACCUCACGAUCCAGGUGAUGACCAUGAGCGAGAAGUCGAAAUCGGCCACCGCACAGCGCAAGAUCGCGGAGGUGCUGUCGUCGAUGUGGGCGGGUUGGCGCCGCAACGCAAAUGAGGCUCCCCCUAUC
Prorocentrum cordatum is the source of this 2151-nucleotide messenger RNA. The record is from the annotation of a GenBank genome assembly. NCBI's taxonomy places the organism in Eukaryota, Dinophyceae, Prorocentrales, Prorocentraceae.